Messenger RNA from Amblyraja radiata (thorny skate), 1087 nucleotides. RefSeq names its product dedicator of cytokinesis protein 11-like. Gene Ontology annotation, biological process: small GTPase-mediated signal transduction; positive regulation of filopodium assembly; positive regulation of GTPase activity. Gene Ontology annotation, molecular function: guanyl-nucleotide exchange factor activity. The record is from RefSeq and is a predicted model, not a curated record. The transcript is spliced from 10 exons. NCBI's taxonomy places the organism in Eukaryota, Metazoa, Chordata, Chondrichthyes, Rajiformes, Rajidae. The coding region runs from base 23 to 1087 and encodes 354 amino acids.
AUUAUUGACGUAUUGGAACAAGAUGGCCCCUCAAGAACUAAUGGAAUAUCUCUCGCUUUUGGAGAUCUGCCUUCAUCAGUUCCGAUACGUGGGCCGCAGAUCCAUCGCAAGGACCCAAGAGGCCCAGGGCUCCAAGUUCUCUGUGGCUGAGAGGAAGACACAGACGAUGCCAGCUCUCCGCAGCCGGCUAGCGUCAGUGCACGCCAGACUCCAGCAGGUCGGGCACAUGGACAGCUCGUUCACCCUCAACCACAGUGCUGGGAUCAGUGAGGUGGAGGUCAGUCACCAGUCUCUGGUGGAGGGGAACCUGGCCACUGAGGUGUCACUGACUGUGCUCGACUCAGUCUCCUGCUUCAUCCACAACUUCAAGAACCAGCUGAUCCAGGAUGAUGGCCACAACCUGCUGAUGAAGAAAGUGUUUGACAUCCUGCUGCUGCUCACCGGCGGCCAGUCCGAAACCGCCAUGAGACACACCUUCGCCUCUCUAUGGGCUUUCAUCAGCAAGUUCCCAGCCACGUUUUUUAAAGGCAGGGACAGUGUCUGUGCUACAUUUUGCUAUGAAAUCUUGAAAGGCUGCACCUCGAAGCUGAACUCGACUCGCAGUGAAGCCUCCGCGCUCCUCUACCUGCUGAUGAGGAACAACUUUGAGUACACCAAGAGGAAGACCUUCCUGAGAACACACCUACAGAUCAUAAUUGCGGUGAGCCGACUAAUCGCUGAUGUUGUGUUCACCGGAGGAUCCCGCUUCCAGGACUCUCUGGCCAUCAUCAAUAACUUUUCCAACAGUGACAAGGCUCUCAAGUCGACCGCCUUCCCGGGCGAGGUGAAGGAUCUAACCAAGAGGAUCCGCACGGUGCUGAUGGCCACAGCCCAGAUGAAGGAGCACGAGAAGGACCCUGAGAUGCUGGUUGACCUUCAGUACAGUUUGGCCAAGUCCUACGCCAGCACGCCGGAGCUCAGGAAGACCUGGCUGGGCAGCAUGGCCAAAAUCCACACAAAGAAUGGAGACCUCUCUGAGGCAGUGAUGUGUUUCGUUCACGUGGCAGCCGUGGUCGCGGAAUACCUCCACAGGAAAUCUAACUGGUAA